This is a messenger RNA of Exophiala spinifera, 1596 nucleotides long. RefSeq lists its product as uncharacterized. Bases 1 to 1596 code for a protein of 531 amino acids. The transcript has 2 exons. The record is from RefSeq and is a predicted model, not a curated record. Gene Ontology annotation, biological process: regulation of DNA-templated transcription. NCBI's taxonomy places the organism in Eukaryota, Fungi, Ascomycota, Eurotiomycetes, Chaetothyriales, Herpotrichiellaceae. Gene Ontology annotation, molecular function: DNA-binding transcription factor activity, RNA polymerase II-specific; zinc ion binding.
AUGGUCGGCGUUCCUGGAAAAAGCAAAGGCUGUAGCACUUGUCGCCGCCGGAAGAAGGGUUGCGAUCAAAAGCGUCCCAUCUGCGGUCAAUGUGCCUCAAGCGGCAAUGUUUGCGGUGGCUACAAACGCGACAGGACCUUCAUCCUCCACCCGGCCAGCAAAGCUGUCGAAAAGGCAAUCUUUCUCCCUUACACAAGAACCAUAGUCGCUCCACUUCCUGGGUCUUUGAAUCAGACCGCCGUACAAGCGCAAUGUCGAAGUCUGUUCUGGGAUCUAUACAUGCCCCAAGGCGACUGUGCCUGUCGCGACGCCUUCCUGAUACGCUGUGGCCAUCCCAUGAACUGGGCAGAACUUAUACAAGACGUUCCCCGGCAGGACAAUGCUCUGGAAGAGGCGUUUUCCGCCUUGACAAUAUCAAGAGUUGGACAAGCCAACAAGGAUGUUCGCCUGGUCCGCGAGAGCAGCAGAAUCUACGGCAGGGCGCUGAAAGAAUUGCAGGAGGCUCUGUUUGACCCAAAGCGCAUGUACUCUGAUCAUACCCUCAUGGCUUGCAUGUUGCUCGGCUUGUACGAGGUCUUUGAAGGCCCGGCAUUUCGAUCCCGGAGUUGGUUGACACAUGCUGCGGGAGCGGCACGCUUGGUGCAACUCAGAGGUCCCGAGAGGCAUCAACAUUGGGAAGCCCACCACCCAUUUCUGGCCUCUCGAAUUCCCACCGUAUACGCAUCGAUCCUGCAGAGAAAGUCAACCUACCUGGCGACCGAAGAGUGGCUUACCAUCCCGUGGGUAAAGAUGGGACAUAGGACUUAUUUCGAUCGCUUGACAGAUACCACCACUUUGAUUCCUGGGUUUCUUGAAAAAUUGGACAUUCUUCGAGAGAGCGACUCGGAUAUAGGCCAGGAUCUCAUCCAGCUUCUGGAUGACUGUAAAACUGUCCAGGUGACACUGGAUAAGUGGAGAGAUGGGACAAAGAAAGGAGCGACCCCGCGUGUUCAGAGGCAUGACCCGAACGACACAGACGGCUAUCCUUUCGAGACAGACCUUUGGUUCGAGAAUCAUCUUUUUGUGCAUGCUCGCGUUGUCUACUAUGCAUGCUCACUAACGCUUGCUGAGCUCGGCGAUGAUAUCAUGCAGGCUCUCGAACUACGAGAACACAAACUGCCCGAAUCCAUGAACCCAACGUUGCUGAAGGAUAUCCUCAAUGCAGAGCGCUAUGCUUCUAACAUAUGUCGGACUGUCCCAUAUUGUCUCCAGCCGGACAUGGGAGCCUGGGGGGCAAAUAUCAUCAAUUUUCCUGCAAAUCUCGCCUAUUUUUAUUAUCAAAGGAUCCGGCGAAGUGAUGCAACUAGAUGGCUUGAAAAUGCCUUUGAACGUGUCAAACAGAGGGGUGUUCAUGCGGAACAUGUGUUCAAUGAGCUCCUUUUCCGACUGAGGGAGAAGGAGGAGCCUAACUUUCACCUCAAAAGAGAGUCGAGCACAGAGACAACCGAAUCCGGAGGAACACCAGGGUCGGUCCCAAGCUUGUCGACUACAGCAACAACCUUCAUUUACGAAGAUCCAUCCAAAGCGUAUUACAAUGCCAGCAAUGAUCCAGAUUGA